This is a messenger RNA of Galeopterus variegatus (Sunda flying lemur), 1858 nucleotides long. It is a transcript of the gene SINHCAF, whose product is annotated as family with sequence similarity 60, member A. Gene Ontology annotation, biological process: negative regulation of cell migration. Bases 1067 to 1807 code for a protein of 246 amino acids. NCBI's taxonomy places the organism in Eukaryota, Metazoa, Chordata, Mammalia, Dermoptera, Cynocephalidae. The record is from RefSeq and is a predicted model, not a curated record. The transcript is spliced from 5 exons.
AGCGGCGCACUGUAGCACUGCACCACCGGGCCGGCCUUUAUAUGAUGCUUUUGUGAUCAUUUGUAAUUGGAUCCUUGAACAUACACUCCCCCUCACCGUCACCCUCUAGAAUUGUCCAUCGGGGUUUAGUUUCCAUAUUUAUUGCCCUUUCAUCACCUCUCAGUCCAUAUAUUCUGAAGUUGGCCCUUGGUUUGGAUAUUCCAAAUUACUUCUCCUAAGGUACAGAUUUACUGCCAGCUACAUUUUUGCAUCUAGCCCUAGAGCUGUUUCUUCCUUCCAUGAUGUUGAGAUUUUUUUUUGAUCAGAGGAAUUACAGUUUAUUUCGCUUUACAUUUCUUGGAUAUUUGCAUCCUUCCAUUACUGCUCUCAGGCACAAAACCUCAUAGAAGAGAUCCGGAAACCUCUGCAACAACUGAGGGACAGCAAUGGUCAGGCAACAUGAGCUCAUUCUUAAUUUGUCUUAAUGAUUUAUUAAAUUAUUACUCUUAAAUUUUAAACUUGGAUUUUUGUGAAUUUUACAUUCUCCUUUGAGCAGUUUCAAUUCAGGGCCCAGACUGACUGUUUAGAACUUCCCAGUUAUCAGAGAAGAAAUCCCCUCUGAUUUCCCACAAGGCAAAAUAGUGUGGGUUGAUGCAUAUUGAGCUACUUGUGUGCUUAUCAUAGAGUGGUCAUGGUAAAUGCUCAGAACUUUCCCAGAGGGGAAUCACAUUAACGCAAAGAUGCAAAAUAAAAAGGUGUAUCUUAACUUAAAUUUCAGGGUGCUCCCUUGAUUAUAUAUGAUUUCAUUAUUUUACAGAACUGUGAGAAGAGUUUGUGGUAUAUUUUCCUUAAAAACUUGAUUUUUUAAAAAUGACCCCCUUCCCCAUUUUCAGAGUGAAUGGUUUGCCAGGAGAGUAGAAGGAGGCUGUAGAGGCCUACUUAAAUAACUGAGCUAUUUUGUGUGUUUUAUGCACUUGCCAUGAAAGUGUCAAGAAUGGAAGUGGAUCCAGGAGGUCUUCCCCAGAACCCACCUGUCAUAUAACACCAAGUUGCUUGGGGGUGAGGUAGAGCAGAGAAAACUCUUUUAAUGGUUUUUUAUUAUGGACUUCAACAAAGCUGUGUCAAUUCCCUUGGCUUUACAGACUAUUGCCCAGAAGAAAAGAUGUUUGGUUUUCACAAGCCAAAGAUGUACCGAAGUAUAGAGGGCUGCUGUAUUUGCAGAGCUAAGUCCUCCAGUUCUCGAUUCACUGACAGUAAACGCUAUGAAAAGGAUUUUCAGAGCUGUUUUGGGUUGCAUGAGACUCGUUCUGGAGACAUCUGUAAUGCCUGUGUCCUGCUUGUGAAAAGAUGGAAGAAGUUGCCAGCAGGAUCAAAAAAAAACUGGAAUCAUGUGGUAGAUGCAAGAGCAGGACCCAGUCUAAAGACUACGUUGAAACCAAAGAAAGUGAAAACUCUAUCUGGAAACAGGAUAAAAAGCAACCAGAUCAAUAAACUUCAGAAAGAAUUUAAACGUCACAAUUCUGAUGCUCAUAGUACCACCUCAAGUGCCUCCCCAGCUCAGUCUCCUUGCUACAGUAACCAGUCAGAUGAUGGCUCAGAUACAGAAAUGGCUUCUGGCUCUAACAGAACACCAGUUUUUUCCUUUUUAGACCUCACAUACUGGAAAAGACAGAAAAUAUGUUGUGGGAUUAUCUAUAAAGGCCGUUUUGGGGAAGUCCUCAUCGACACACAUCUGUUCAAGCCUUGCUGCAGCAAUAAGAAAACAGCUGCUGAGAAGCCAGAGGAGCAGGGGCCAGAGCCUCUGCCCAUUUCCACUCAGGAGUGGUGACUGAGGUUUAUGUAAAAGGGGAACAAAACAUGAUUUAAAUUUUGAAAAGAC